Molecule: messenger RNA, 918 nt
Organism: Colletotrichum navitas
Lineage: Eukaryota; Fungi; Ascomycota; Sordariomycetes; Glomerellales; Glomerellaceae
Exons: 2
Coding region: 110-586 (158 amino acids)
Source: RefSeq, a predicted model, not a curated record
UCACUCUGUAGUGUGGUAAAAAAAAAAAAAAAAAAAAAAAAAAAAAUCCCAUCUCAUCAAUUGCACGAGCUUUAAGAAUUUAGAAAAAAAAAAACCAGGAUGAGGAGAUAUGGAAACCAGGAGCAGAACUCUCCAGAAUUCCAAGACGAUUCCCCCCUCCCAUCAGAUACGAGCCGAGUGCCCCGCUUUCCGCCGCCCACUUCUUCUUUCUUUAGUCACAGACUUUGACGUGAAGAUGCGAGGCGAGGCGAGGCGAGGCGGGAGACGAUGGGGAGAGAGGCGAGGAAGGGAAAAAAAGAGGCAAAGGGGGAAGGGGACAAAGGAAAUAGCAUCCCCGGAGCUGGAGCUUCGCCGCCUGUCCCGCGAGGGGAGGGUAUCCGUUUCUAUUAUCCGUAUCUCCCCAAAGCUCCUCUCAAGUUAUACAAAUCAUCACCAAAAAAAAAAAAGAUCCACUUCCCUGGAAGCUCGCAGAAUCCGCCCGGACCCUGACUCGGCGAUUGCGCGACGCCAUCCCGCGCGCAGCUACUAUAACUCGAGCGCCCGUCCCUCUCUCUGGCCUGGUUCCGGUAACCUCCUUUCCCAUUAAUCCAACAAACAAAGAAGAACAACCAACGAGCUGUUCAACCUAACUAACGCUUUCUCAAGCACUCGACUUCCCUACCUACCCAAACCCAACCACACCAUCGAAAAUGUCUGGUCUCAAGGUCGGCGAGCCGUUCCCCGAGAACGUCUCUUUCCAGUACAUCCCCUACCAGGAGGACACUGCCGACUUCAAGGUCUGCGGUAUCCCCGUCAAGUACGACACCGCCAAGGAGUUCAAGGACAAGAAGGUCGUCAUCGUCUCCAUCCCCGGCGCCUUCACUCCCACCUGCUCCGCCUCCCACCUGCCCGGCUACAUUGAGCACAAGGACGAGCUCA